ACGAACCUCUCCAGCGAGAGAACCUACAGCGUGAAUCAUCCAGCGAGAGACAGUCAUAAAAGUCAUGGGUUGUUGUUCGAGCAGCAUGAAAGUGAAGGAGCUGAUGGCCAGGCCAGAGCUAAAUGGCAGCAGCUACAAUUUGGCAGCGGGCAGCGCCAGUGGCAGUGGCAAGCGUCUGUAUAGCAGUCGCAAUAGCAGCGGCAUGGGCAGCAGCUCCUGCAACAGCAGCACACGGAGCAGCAGUCGAAGCAUUUGGAGUCGCAGCAGAGCCAUCUGCGAUGACUUUUCCGAGCAGCCACAGCAGCAGCAGCGGGCAAGCGGGGAGCUGGAGCUGGAGCUGGAGCAGGACCUGGAACGCUCCUGCGGCUACUACACAUGCAGCAGCUCGGCCUCGACACCCACAAAGCAGCAGCAGCAGCUGAUGCGCACCCAGGACAUGAGCAACAGUUCCGCCACAUCGAACGAUUCAAAUGAGUCCACAAACUCCAUUGAUGGCUCACCCAUGGCCAGCAAUCUCGAGUGGGAGAUGUACAUGAUGCAGCAGGCGCAGCGAAUUAUGCCAAAGACCUCGUCGCCCAUCAGUCAGCGACGGGGUGGGGCUGGCGUCGAUUCCUACAACAAGUGGCGCAACUAUCUGCAGGGCACACCCGCCCACAUGCUGCACAAUGUCAGCCACAUACCGGAGGCCAUUGCUGGCCACUUCUGCCCCACCAACUUUCCGGCCUUUAGCGAUCUAGAGGAAAUGGAGAGUGCAGCCAAGCGGUUCAAGGUGGAUGUGCACAUCCAGCAGGAGCAGGAGGAGGAGCUCAUGGCAAUGGAAGAGGAGCAGGAGCCACUGCACACCACCUCUCAGCUGCUGGCGGGGCAUACGCACACCAUCACCACGGACCUGUAGU
Molecule: messenger RNA, 896 nt
Organism: Drosophila subobscura
Lineage: Eukaryota; Metazoa; Arthropoda; Insecta; Diptera; Drosophilidae
Exons: 1
Coding region: 65-895 (276 amino acids)
Source: RefSeq, a predicted model, not a curated record